UAUACAACCGUAUGGUUGUAUUUCAUUGUGAACAUUGGAAGCAACGGUUGUAAACUGAAAUUUCAGAAAAAAAUGGCUACUUUUACAUAUAUUUACAUAUUUACAUUCGUCUUUCUCUUAAGUAUAAAAGGACAAAGACAACAUGACGAUAGUAAUUGUGCAAGCAUAUAUAAAGCUGAGGCUCAAACUAACACUGCUGGGGAAACGACCACUGACAGUGAUGAUGACAGUGAAACCGCGAUAGGAGAUUCUUCAGAGUCAGACAAAAAACAUGACGAAGCAGAACAAGAAAACUUAAAUUCCGCCAAUAUUGGUGAAUCAAAAUCCAAAAGAUCAUCUUCUGCGAGCGAAUCAAUUUCGAAGGAAUCAAAUUCGUCGUCUUACAAGUAAAAAAAUGGAGAAGAAGAAAAUGUCCCUUUACGAUAAUUAAACAACUUGUCAGGGGCAAUAAUAGAUGUGCACAUUUUUCACUUCUCUGGCGUAUUACCUUUUUUACCAAUUAGCACUAUUAUGACGACAAUAAUUUGAAUAUAACACUAUAAUCUU
Messenger RNA from Ruditapes philippinarum (Manila clam), 546 nucleotides. RefSeq lists its product as uncharacterized. NCBI's taxonomy places the organism in Eukaryota, Metazoa, Mollusca, Bivalvia, Venerida, Veneridae. The transcript has 3 exons. The record is from RefSeq and is a predicted model, not a curated record. The coding region runs from base 73 to 390 and encodes 105 amino acids.